Messenger RNA from Miscanthus lutarioriparius, 546 nucleotides. Lineage: Eukaryota; Viridiplantae; Streptophyta; Magnoliopsida; Poales; Poaceae. The record is from the annotation of a GenBank genome assembly.
AUGGAGUUUCAGGCUUUCCACCAGAGCUGCUCGAGUGCUGCCGCUGCCUGCGACAGUCCCCACGGCGAGGCGAGCAUGAAUGCUCGAGUUAAGAAUCAAAGCCGGCCCGGACCAGCAUCGCCGGACUGCUGCGGCGGCCUAAGGCAGGUGCUGGGGAAGAGCCCCAAGUGCCUGUGCGUGCUCGUCAAGGACAAGGACGACCCAAACCUGGGCAUCAAGAUCAACGCCACCCUCGCGCUCGCGCUACCCAACGCCUGCGGCGCCACCCGCGCCAACGUCUCCCACUGCGCUCAGCUCCUGCAUAUUCCUCCGGGCUCCAAAGACGCCGCCGUCUUCAGCCCCGGCGGCGACAAGGGCUCCACUGCCGCUCCAGGAAUUGCAGCCAAGGACAACUCGACGGCGACGACCGACUCCCGCGCGCUGCAGGCGACCAACGGAGGCGGCGUCUCCUCCCCGGCGUCGGCGACCGCCGGUGCUGCACUGACCGUGCUGCUCGCCGGCUACCUUCUCGUGCUCGUGCCUGAGCUGUCGCCUUGCUCAUUCUAG